Molecule: messenger RNA, 951 nt
Organism: Gregarina niphandrodes
Lineage: Eukaryota; Apicomplexa; Conoidasida; Eugregarinorida; Gregarinidae
Exons: 1
Coding region: 1-951 (316 amino acids)
Source: RefSeq, a predicted model, not a curated record
AUGAGAGCACUGUCAGCACGAGGCAGCCAAGACGUGUGGGGAGUAUUGUUGGGGGCGACAUUGGGUCUGGAUGCUCGAAGCCUGGACGUGGAAGACUCCUAUCUGGAGCCGGAGGAAAGGAAAAAUCUUACCAGCGCUGCGGAUGCUGACAACGUCAGUACCUGUUCGAAUUUCCGGUACAUUGACUGCUCCGGGAGCGGCGCCAAUCGGGUGUCAAGUGUUUUAAGACGUCAUUUCUCGGACGGGAUCAUACCGGUGCGGCCUGUUAGUGAGGGGUCUGUUAGUGAGGGGUCUGUGAGUGAGGGGCCUAGCGAGGGUGAGGAGCCUAUCAGGCUGGUAGACCGGGAGUUUAGUAAUCAUAGGACCCUGGCGACGUUCGCAGCAGAGCAUUCGUUAACGGAACCAGUGCUUCUAACGAUCGUGUUGGAAUCAUUAAAGUUAUUGCGCCAGUGUUCGCGCGGGAAAUUCUCGUCCACCGAUCGAAAGGCUCUGAACGAGGUCCUACAAUCAAAGUACCUGCCGCGAUACAUGAGGCAGUCCCGCAGAGCGCCAUACCUGACGGGUAUGCAUCAAAUUGCGCUCGAUGUUGACGGACAUAAAGACCUGCGUAAUUUAUCUUGGUUUGGGGUGCCAGUGGAGCCCUCCUUUAGACUCCGCCUGCAGCCCUGCUUCGGUCAGAAGAAGCACAAGGCGAUGAGGCAAACCGGUAAAGCGUUUGUUGAUAUGGCUAUCAAAACUGGAGUCAUAACCUGUCCCCAACUGGCAGCAGGAUUCGGGACUCGUUGCCGCCGGCUCACCUGUCGACAGGAACAUAAACUGGAAAAGGUGCUGGCAGGUGGGUUCCGCAACUUCCGUCAAUGGUGCAAGGCCGUCUCCAAAUACCACAAGAAAACCAUCGGCGUAAAGUCCGUAUCGCUACCGACAUUACGCCCAACGUCCACGGACUGCUAA